This is a messenger RNA of Centrocercus urophasianus (Greater sage-grouse), 2192 nucleotides long. RefSeq names its product solute carrier family 6 member 17 (gene SLC6A17). Bases 2 to 2185 code for a protein of 727 amino acids. Gene Ontology annotation, biological process: sodium ion transmembrane transport; L-leucine transport; proline transport. The record is from RefSeq and is a predicted model, not a curated record. Gene Ontology annotation, cellular component: synaptic vesicle; plasma membrane. The transcript has 11 exons. NCBI's taxonomy places the organism in Eukaryota, Metazoa, Chordata, Aves, Galliformes, Phasianidae.
GAUGCCGAAAAACAGCAAAGUGACACAGCGGGAGCACAGCAGUGAGCAUGUCACCGAGUCAGUGGCCGACCUGCUGGCUCACGAGGAGCCCGUGGACUACAAACGCAGCGUCCUCAACGUGACAGGGGAGGCUUGGGAUAAGCAGAAGGACGGGGAGGAGGAGCUGGAUGCAGAGAACAGGCCGGCGUGGAAUAGCAAGCUGCAGUACAUCCUGGCCCAGAUUGGCUACUCUGUGGGGCUGGGAAAUGUCUGGCGAUUCCCCUACCUGUGCCAAAAGAAUGGAGGAGGCGCCUACCUGGUCCCAUACCUGGUCCUGCUCAUCAUCAUUGGCCUCCCGCUGUUCUUCCUGGAGCUGGCAGUGGGGCAGCGGAUCCGUCGGGGCAGCAUUGGUGUCUGGAAUUACAUCUGUCCCCGCCUCGGUGGCAUCGGUUAUGCCAGCUGCCUGGUCUGCUUUUUUGUUGGUCUUUAUUACAACGUCAUCAUCGGUUGGAGCAUCUUUUACUUCUUCAAGUCCUUCCAGUACCCCCUUCCCUGGAGCGAGUGCCCCAUUGUCAAGAAUGGCUCCGUGGCCGUUGUGGAGACUGAAUGUGAGAGAAGCUCGGCCACCACCUACUUCUGGUACCGGGAGGCCCUGGACAUCUCCAACUCCAUCUCAGAGAGUGGGGGACUCAAUUGGAAGAUGACCCUCUGCCUGCUGGUGGCCUGGAGUCUCGUUGGCUUGGCCAUGAUCAAAGGCAUCCAGUCCUCGGGGAAGGUGAUGUAUUUCAGCUCCCUCUUCCCCUACGUGGUGCUGGUUUGCUUCUUGGUGCGGGGCCUCCUGCUGCGCGGGGCGGUGGAUGGGAUCAUGCACAUGUUCACCCCCAAGCUGGAUAAGAUGCUGGACCCCCAGGUGUGGCGGGAGGCAGCCACGCAGGUGUUCUUUGCCUUGGGAUUGGGCUUUGGGGGGGUCAUCGCCUUCUCCAGCUACAACAAGCAGGACAACAACUGCCACUUCGACGCCACGCUCGUCUCCUUCAUCAACUUCUUCACGUCUGUCCUGGCCACCCUGGUUGUGUUCGCCGUGCUGGGCUUCAAGGCCAACAUCAUGAAUGAGAAAUGCGUGGUGGAGAAUGCUGAGAAGAUCUUGGGAUACCUGAACACCAAUGUGCUCAGCCACGACCUCAUCCCACCCCACGUGAACUUCUCCCACUUGACAGCCAAGGACUACAACGAGAUGUACAGGGUGAUCAUGACGGUGAAAGAGGGGCACUUCAAAGAGCUGGGCUUGGACGCGUGUCUGUUGGAGGAUGAGCUGGACAAGUCAGUGCAAGGAACCGGCCUGGCCUUCAUCGCCUUCACAGAAGCCAUGACCCACUUCCCAGCCUCGCCAUUUUGGUCCGUCAUGUUCUUCUUGAUGCUGAUAAACCUGGGGCUGGGCAGCAUGAUCGGGACCAUGUCGGGCAUCACCACUCCCAUCAUCGACACCUUCAAGGUGCGGAAGGAGGUGUUCACAGUUGGCUGCUGCAUCUUCGCCUUUGUGGUGGGCCUGAUCUUCGUGCAGCGCUCUGGGAACUACUUUGUCACCAUGUUUGAUGAUUACUCAGCCACGCUGCCGCUCACCGUCGUGGUCAUCCUGGAGAACAUCGCUGUGGCCUGGAUUUACGGCACUAAGAAGUUCAUGCAGGAACUGACAGAGAUGCUGGGCUUUCGGCCCUAUCAGUUCUACUACUACACCUGGAAGUACGUCUCUCCCAUCUGCAUGGCUGUGCUCAUGACUGCCAGCAUCAUCCAGCUGGGAGUCAGCCCCCCGGGCUACAGCGCGUGGAUCAGAGAGGAGGCUGCAGAGAAGUUCCUUUUUUACCCAACCUGGGCCAUGGCUAUCCUCAUCUCCCUGAUCAUCCUGGCUUCCCUCCCUCUGCCUCUGGUCUUCAUCCUCCGGCAGUUCCACCUGGUGUCAGACGGCUCCAACACCCUCUCGGUCACCUACAAGAAGGGCCGGAUGAUGAAGGACAUCUCCAACUUGGAAGACAACGACGAGACGCGCUUCAUCCUGAGCAAGGUGCCGAGCGAGACCCCAUCCCCGAUGCCCACCCACCGUUCCUACCUGGGUCCUGGGAGCAACUCCCCUAUGGAGAUGAGCAGCGCGCCCAACGGACGCUAUGGGAGCGGGUACCUGACGGCUGGCACCCCCGAGUCUGAACUGUGAUGCUGGG